Messenger RNA from Pseudozyma flocculosa PF-1, 624 nucleotides. RefSeq lists its product as uncharacterized. The transcript is spliced from 7 exons. Gene Ontology annotation, molecular function: peptidyl-tRNA hydrolase activity. The record is from RefSeq and is a predicted model, not a curated record. Lineage: Eukaryota; Fungi; Basidiomycota; Ustilaginomycetes; Ustilaginales; Ustilaginaceae. Gene Ontology annotation, cellular component: mitochondrion; cytosol. The coding region runs from base 1 to 624 and encodes 207 amino acids.
AUGGUCAAUCCAACCACCACCACCCAUCCAUCUCAGGGGCCCCAAUUCUCAACCAUGACUACUCCGGCGCCGCUACUGGCCGCAGUCGGCCUUUGCUCCCUCACCGUCGGCUACUGGCUGGGAAUGGGCCGAUCCCUGCUGUCGUACAACGCCCAGUCCCGGUCCAUCGCAUCGCGCCGUGACCACGACUCGGACGACAGCGACCUCAGCGACUACGACGACGACGCAGCGGAUCUGAGCGACAAGAAGCACACCACCCUCAACCCCAACGAGGAAUGCAAGAUGGUCCUCCUCGUCAGGAUGGAUCUCAAGAUGGAAAAGGGAAAGAUUGCCGCCCAGUGCGGUCACGCCACGCUAGCAGCCUACAAGGCGGCCCUCAAACAGACGCCACAGCUCGUCAAGCAAUGGGAGCGCCUCGGCCAGGCAAAGGUGGCGCUCAAGUGCCCCGACGAGGCGACAAUGAAGGGGCUCGAGGCCAAAGCCAGAAGUCUCGGCCUCGCGGCUCGUUCAAUCAUCGACGCAGGCAGAACGCAGAUCGCACCAAACUCGAGGACCGUGCUGGGCAUCGGACCGGCUCCCGUCUCGCUCGUCAACGAGAUCACUGGUCACCUCAAGCUACUGUGA